CCAAUAAUUGCGUCAGGACGCAUAGUUUGAACUGCGGAAGCGCGCUGCUGUUUGCACCAAGUUAUACGGACAUUGUUGGCAAGCUUUAGCUACCUGAACUCACCAGAGCCAGAGCUUGAAGGCGUCGCCUUUAAGGCAUCACGCUAAAAGACGGCUGAGUGUUGACCCCGCUGCUUCUGCUGUGUUUCCAGCUGGAAUGUAAAGAGGAUGAAGCCGCAGGAGCAGGUAGAGUGGGAUGACGUGAAUAAACUGCUGCAGCAUCACGGCUUUAAGCCUGUGUUCUUUGCAGACCCUGUGGAGAAUAGGAACCUCACAGAUUUGGUCCUGUUGGACAAGAAGUCAGCGAAUGAGUUGAGGAUGACUCUGAGGAUGAUGCUGAUGGACUCUGAGAGGAGACAGACGCUCAUCCAGGAGCUCGUCAAGUCUAACAACCAGCUCAAAGAGGAGGUACAGAAGCACAUGAGUCAUGCAGCUCAGCAGUCCCAAAGAGCCACUGAGCUGCAGGGUCUGCUGGAUGAGGUGAAGAGCAGAGUUCAGCAGCUGGAGGAACGCUGCCUGGGGAAGGCGGUCCAGCAGCACAGCCACACCCAGCAGCUGCAGAAGGAAAACAAAGAGGCUAAGAGGAGGUAUCUGUUGCUGGAAAAGAAGGUGGCCAAUCUGGAGGAAGAAACAGCCCAGCUCAGGAAGAAACUGUAUUUGACUGUCAAAGAAGAGGAACAGCGACUGGCUCGACAGAGUCGAUUACAAGAGUCCAAACAUUUGGAUCAAGCUACUAAGAGGACCUCCGCCUCUGUCUCCCCGUCUUUCAAAACCAUGCUCAAGACAUAUCAGGAUCAGCAGAAUGAAAGCAGCUCUCGCAUACAAGAGUUGGAGGAAGAGGUGGAACGGCUCAAGACAGAACUGGACACAAGAUGUAGAAGUGACAUCACUGGGAACAGCAGGGACCAGACCAAAACCUCCAGGCAGUGGGUCCAGUAUCACCACCUGUUGACUGAGAUCAACACGCUCGUUAUCAAUCCCAGGCUGCACCAGUAUCAACACAGACCCAGAGAAUUGGAGGAAGCAGAAUUCCAGGCUGUCCUUCCCACUCUGGAGCUGUGGUCCCAGCAGCUCCACAUGCUCAGGGAUCUUCAUUGCCGACUGAAUAAACUUAGUGCCACAUUGAUGCCACUGCAGCCCUGUGCUGUUGAUGCAAAAGCACUUAAGGUGGAGGACAUGAUGCUGCUGGUGGAGGCGCUGCUGGAGAAUGCCUCUUCUGACGAUAAGCAGAAGCUCAGGAGUCCCACUCGAUACACCUUGGCUUCCAUGGUGGCUCACUUCCAGAAACUGUUUGACGUUCCCUCCCUCAGCGGAGUUUACCCUCGAAUGAACGAGGUCUACACCCGACUGGGCGAGUUGACCAACACUAUGAGGAACCUCCAAAAUGUUCUGGACCUAGACAGCAAAGCUUCUCCUACUGAAGUUGUGAACCAGGUCUCCAGGCUGGUCUUGGUGGAUCCAGGACUGGGACAGGCUGACAUUGACAGCAUCAUUAUCAAAGUGAAGCAACAUGAUGAGUUUUUUCCUGCUUUCCACAACCUUGUGACAGAAAUCUUAAAGAUUCUUGGUGUGAAUCACCUGGACGACAUACUUCCUGCUCUGCAGUCUCUGAAACAGAUGGCUCAGUGAUCCGCCUUUCUCCACUGGACAUCUGCUACUUACUUAUUAUGUUGUCAUCACAACUGCAACCAUUGAGUUUCAGACAUUGAUGGCUGUGGAACCACCCACUGAGGCCAGUAGUAUGUUUCUCAUCAUCAGAUGGCAGCACACAAUGACUAUGUGCCUAAAAUAAAGCAGAAAUCCAACUGAAAA
Molecule: messenger RNA, 1851 nt
Organism: Poeciliopsis prolifica (blackstripe livebearer)
Lineage: Eukaryota; Metazoa; Chordata; Actinopteri; Cyprinodontiformes; Poeciliidae
Gene: cep70
Product: centrosomal protein 70
Exons: 15
Coding region: 208-1668 (486 amino acids)
Biological process (GO): regulation of microtubule cytoskeleton organization; cilium assembly
Cellular component (GO): centrosome
Molecular function (GO): gamma-tubulin binding
Source: RefSeq, a predicted model, not a curated record